Passer montanus (Eurasian tree sparrow) is the source of this 853-nucleotide messenger RNA. RefSeq names its product phosphodiesterase 6G (gene PDE6G). Gene Ontology annotation, cellular component: photoreceptor outer segment membrane. The coding region runs from base 482 to 745 and encodes 87 amino acids. Gene Ontology annotation, biological process: positive regulation of epidermal growth factor receptor signaling pathway; visual perception; positive regulation of G protein-coupled receptor signaling pathway. The record is from RefSeq and is a predicted model, not a curated record. NCBI's taxonomy places the organism in Eukaryota, Metazoa, Chordata, Aves, Passeriformes, Passeridae. The transcript has 6 exons. Gene Ontology annotation, molecular function: cGMP binding; 3',5'-cyclic-nucleotide phosphodiesterase activity.
CCUCCUGUCAAGGACACUCCCUGGUGUCACAUCCUGCCGGGCUGCUCACCAAGGUGCCUUUUCUGCCUCCAUCUUAAAUCCCCAGAAACUUGUCCCAGGCUUGGCCCUCCAUCCUGGGGGACUCGCAGCUGUUGAGACCCACCCAGAUCCCCCCACGUCAUCGCAGGACAAGGUCCCCAAGAAGCCACCCAGCCCUGGAGUGUCACCCACUAAUGAACCCAAAUUAACAGCCAGCCUCUGCUCUCUGCCAAGGAAGAUAAAUCUCCCUCCCCGAAAAGCCCCCAGAGCAUCUCCAGGCCGGAGGGAGCCGGGCUGGGCGGAGGGAGCAGCUCUGGAGCCGGGAAUCGCGGCACUCUGGAGCACUGUGAGCUCCAGGGAACACCGUGAGCCCCCAGGGAACACCGUGAGACCAGGGGAACACCGGGAGUCUCGAGGAGCACCGUGAGACCGGGGGAACACCGUGAGCCCCAGGGAACACUCCAUGAGCCUGGAGCCCCCCAAGCUGGAGGUCAAAUCGGCCACGAGGGUGAGCGGGGGUCCUGCCACCCCCCGCAAGGGACCCCCCAAGUUCAAGCAGAGGCAGACGAGGCAGUUCAAGAGCAAACCCCCCAAAAAGGGGGUGCAGGGGUUUGGUGACGACAUCCCAGGCAUGGAGGGGCUGGGAACAGACAUCACUGUCAUCUGUCCCUGGGAAGCCUUCAGCCACCUGGAGCUGCACGAGCUGGCUCAGUACGGAAUCAUUUAGGAUUUGGGCAGGCUCACCUGCCCUGUAGUGCUGUGUAGGUCAAGGCCCCCCUGCCCAUGCUGGGGAGGGGUGGAUCAGCUUGGAAAAACGCUCAUUAAACUCUAACGA